CGAGUCCAGUCACCCGCCGCGUCAUCCAACAUCCCUCCCACGACCAGUCCAUCCCAUCCCGGCUUCCCACCAGUCCACCCCGCAUGGACAUCUAGUACCGCACCCCCUGCACCCUCCCCAUACCCUCUCAGUAACACCCAAGCCCAUGUCAAUCCCUCCUCCCGGGCUGGGAGGCGGGGUCACCAGGACAGGCCCGCCCCCAGGCUUCGGCGGCGGCGGUCUCGUUCAUCCUCCUCCAGCACCCCCAGUGAAUGAUGCCAGCGUCGCAGGACCACCCCGAUCGCCUGGGACAAUUCCCUUGGAAGACGUCCUGUUUGAGCUCGGCGAGGCCAUGACGCAGGACGAUGCGACCGUAGAAACAUUAGCGCGGAGAUGGUGGACGCCGUGGCUGUUUGAAGGCACCCCAGACCAGGUCAGGAAGAAGGUGACAGAGGAGACGUGUCACGUAGUGCAUGGAUUGUGCGAGGGGGUUGCUCGCGGGCGUGCCGUUGAUCUACAUGGUGUCGUCAAGGGAUUGUCUGCCAUCGACGCUAUUUCGUGGCCCGACGUCAUCAAGUCUUUUGACACUCCGAUGACUAUUGCGGCGUAUCCCUCUUCUCUCCCCCUCCUCGUCUCCCUUAUCUGCAUUCCUCCUCAAAUACCGGUGCCGCCAAUGGCAGGUCUUUUGCCCGCCAAUCUUGACUCGCCCAUCUGGGAAAACAUCUCUUCGCUAUUAUCUGUCUUGUCCCACCUCACAAACCUUGCCCCCGACGCCAUGCCCAUCUUUACAAUGCCAUCCGCGCCCCCAUCCACCUUGUAUGCGCGAAUCGUCGAUCCUCCUGCUACGGAACAGGUCUGGAGCAAGGCGGCCCGUCAGCAAGCGAGAGACCUGCAGGGAGCAGGUUUGUGGAACACUUUGGGGUUGAUUCAGAUUCUAGUGCAUGCGUGCGCCUUGGCGGAGGCAGACCAUCACUCGGAGAGAGAGAGAGAAGAGCGAGCGGAAAUUGGAAGGAGGGCAACAGAGAUUUUGGAGAAGGCGGCCAAGUUGGCCCCAGAGUUGGUUCUGAUUGCGCUAGAAAAGCUUCCCAAACCCCUCCCCUCGCCCGUGGUGGUCCAGCAGACACGGCUUUUGGCAAUGUACCUGUCAACAAAGCCUACCGACAUUACUUCGUCUGCUCUGGUCUUCCAUCAGAUGUGGGAAAUCAACCCGGAUAACCUGCUUUCAGUGCUGUUGGAGUUUUAUGGGGAAGAUGAAAACAACCUUGGGCGGAUUGUGGAAAUUGGUUCGGAACUGAAGAUUCUCGGUCGACUUUUAGCCAUUGAAGACAAUUUUCACUUUGUGCUCGACGUUGCGGCACUUGCUUCCAAUCGCGAGCUUCUCAACUUGGAGCAAUGGCUGGCGGACGGUAUUGAGAUCAAGGGAGAAGAGUUCCUCCAGGAGAUCUUUGACUUUGUGGAACACAAAAUCCGACUCGAGUUUGAGCAUCAGCACCAACCAGAGACUGCGCCUCCCCUGCUCUUUACUCUUGGACCCACCGUCUACUCCAUCUUUAUCCGCGUGGUCCGAAACGCCCCCAACCUUGCUCGAGAAGAUAUCGGGCGUUUCAAGAAUCUUCGUACCGACAUCCUCAUCCUUCACCCCCGUCUCCUGAACCUUCGACCCAACAGCAAACAAGAACAAGGCUUUGCCGAAGCCAAGUUUGCCAAAGACGUCGUGGACAAGGUGGAUGAGAUUUACCAGAGAAUGUACGGUGGACAAUUGAAGCUGGAUGAGGUGGUAGAUGAGUUGAAGAGUUUCAAAAAGUCGGACGACCCGAAGGAGCAAGACAUCUUUGCUCAUGCUCUUCACUCGCUCUUUGACGAGUACAAGUUUGUCAAGUCUUAUCCUCCCAAGGAAUUGACCAUGACGGGUCUCCUUUUCGGUGCCAUAAUCGACUACCGACUCAUCAAAGACACUCCGGCCUUUGUCGCUACCCGAUACGUCCUGGACGCGUGCAAAACACCACCCCAUGAGCCCCUGUACCAAUUCGGUAUCAACGCGCUCAGUGUGUUGCGCAACUCUUUGGUCGAUUUCCCCGGCCUCUGUCGCUCCCUUCUCGAGAUCCCCGCGCUCCACGAAUCUCAUCCCGUUCUCAUCAAUGACAUUCAGCAGGCGCUUGUCGAACGGGAGGAGCUCGAUCUCCAAGGCGGCGUCAAACUCGCUUUCCCUGCCUUGAAACUUCCCGUUUUGAUCGAGGAAGGUGAUGACGAGUUCAAGGAGCCCGAGACGGGCAAGAAGGAUGCCAUUAUGUUCCAUGUCAACCAGAUUGCGCCCACCAACUACGAAGACAAGGCGAAAUCGCUCCUCGAGCUCUUUGAGAACCAGCACUCUCGUUGGUUUGCGCACUACUUUAUCGACGUGCGAGUCAGUCUCGAACAGAACCGGCACGAAAUCUACAUGCAGCUUCUCCAGAAGCUCGACUCUCCUAUCCUCGAUCGACAUGUCCUCUGGGAGACAUACAGGAAGGCAAGGGAGCUGCUGAAUUCGGAAGCCACGAUCAACUCCGCAUCCGAACGUGCGGUACUCAAGACAAUGGCCAUGUGGCUGGGUCGGAUCACUCUUGCGCAAAACAAGCCUGUCAGGUUGAAGGAGCUCUCCGUCAAGGAUCUCUUGAUUCAGGGUUACGACACCAAGCGACUUAUUGUUGCCAUACCCUUUGUCUGCAAUCUGCUCGCCGCGUGCAAGGACUCGGUGGUGUUCCACCCGCCCAACCCUUGGCUGAAUGCGAUCUUGCGACUUUUGUCCGAGUUCUACCACUUUGGUGAGCUCCGGCUUAAUUUGAAGUUUGAGAUCGAAGUCUUGUUCAGCAAAUUGAGCGUUGAACUGAGCUCAUUCGAGCCCUCCAACCUCCUCCGUAUGCACGUCCCGCCCCCUCCGCCCCAGGAGGAGGUGCCCAACAGGCUCGAUGCAGAGCUGCAACGCGCCACAAGCGAGUUGAUGAACGGCUCUCAGCGUCUCAGCGACUUGCCCGGAAACGAGGCUUAUGCCCGAAUCCAGCAGAUGCAGUCAGAGCAAGCUGUCCAAGCUGCCCAGGAUGCGUUGGCCAGGCGCGUCGACGAGCUCAUCGCUCAGCUGCCCGAGUACCUUAUCUUCAACCAAGAAUACCCCAUCUUCACCGCCCCCACCCUCAAGCGCAUUGUGCACCACUCGAUCGACCGGGCUAUCCGCGAGAUUAUCACUCCCGUCAUCGAACGCUCCGUCACCAUUGCUGGUAUCUCAUCUCGAGACCUUAUCCAAAAGGACUUUGGUACCGAGCCUGAUGCUAUCAAGAUGAGGCAGGCUGCCCACAUGAUGGUGCAGAACCUUGCUGGAAGCUUGGCUUUGGUAACUUGUAAAGAGCCUCUGCGCUCGAGCAUGAUUAACAAUGUCAAGUCUAUGUUAGAACAGAAUGGCUACACCGACGAGACCAUGCCCGACGUGAUGAUUGCCGGUGUCGUGAAUCAGAACCUGGAUGUGGCAUGUUCGGUCUUGAAGAAGGCGGCGAUGGAGAAGGCAGCCAAGGACAUUGAUGUCAACCUUGCCCCGCAGUAUGCCGCUCGAAAGGCCCACCAGAACUCGAGAUCUACUGCGCCUUUCUGGGAUGGCGCCUCCUUUGGUGUCGCCAUCUCGCACACGGCUCUCCCGGAUCCGCUCAAACUCCGACCAGGUGGACUCACCGCUCAGCAAUUCAGGGCUUAUGAAGACUUUGGAGAGCCCACAAGGAUGGUGUCGAGCCAGGCUACCAGUGGCGACUACCUCUCCUCUGCUUAUCAGAACCUUGCUCUCAAUGAUGGACUUGUCUCGGGCGAUAUCAAGCCUGCUCCUUCCCCUCGACCUGUCUUCCCCGAAGCUGUCGAUGAGGUUGCCUCUCCCCAGGCUAUCCCUCCCCAGGGCAGCAUCGACAAAUUCCACGAGCUUGCGGCUGAAAUCCAAAAGAUCAUUGCGCAGUCCAACGUCCAGAGCGUGGCUGCUCUUCCUGCCGAUCACGAACUUCGUGCCCUCAUUCGGGGCAUCGUCAUCAUCGCCAACCAGUCGGUUCACAGGGAGAACACCACACUGGCUAUCGCGCAAAAGGUUGUGCAACUUCUCUACCGAUCAUCCUUGCAGUUGGCGAGGGAGGUGUACGUGUUCUUGUUGCAGCAGCUUUGUGAAUUGUCUGCCAAGGUGAACAAGGAAGUGAAGCAGUGGCUUAUCUACGCCGAGGAUGUGAGGAAACUCAACGUCCCCGUCACUGUCACCCUCCUCCGCGCUCAAUCCGUCAGCGUACAAGAGCAAGACCUCGCUCUCUCGCACAUCGUCCUCCGCUCUUUCCCUCCCGAAGUCAUCGAUUUCAUCACCGAGCUCAUUCGAGAGUGCUCUGUCUCUGAGCAAGCCUUUGUUCCUCGACAGGCCUUCUCCCACAGUUUGGCGUCGCUUCUCAAGGCGCGUGAGGCUGGGCACUCUACUGCUGCUGCCGAUGCUUUGCUCGAAGAGCUUCGUGGCCCCCGAGAGCCUCAGUCGGCCGAUGAUGACAAGUCCAAAACUGUCGUCGAUAGCAAGCUGCAAGAGCGACUGGCCCAUUACUUUUUGGAAUGGGUCCGGGUGUUCAGCACUGGCAAGAGCCCCGAGGUCGCCUUUGUGCCCUACAUCACCUACUUGCAAAAGGAGGGCAUCCUCAGUGGAGAAGACAUCUCUUCGGCCUUCUAUCGCACGGCCAUCAACACAGCUGUCGACUUUGAUGGUGCCAAGCUUGCCACCGACGUCCCGCCCAAGUUUUACGGUGUCGAUGCUCUUGCCAAGCUCAUCAUCCUCAUCGUCAAAAACUAUGGGGACAAGUCUGGCAGCACUAGUGUCAGCCGAGCUGUCUACUAUUACAACAAGAUCAUCACCAUCAUGUCGUACUCUCUUGUUCAGAGGCAGCUUGCCAUGGGCGAGGACUUCAACCAACGCCCCUGGACGAGAUUCUUCACUAGCAUGCUGAGUGAACUGUCUGCCAUCGAGUACACUCUUCCCGAGACGUACCUCGGCUGCCUCAAGCACUUGGCCAACAAUCUGGGCAUCACGCAGCCUACGUAUGCGCCUCGAUUCGCCUUUGGCUGGCUUUCCAUCAUCUCUCACCGCCUCUUCAUGCCCAAGCUCCUUAGGACCCAAAGGGACGAGGGGUGGCCAGAGUUCCAUCGAUGUGUGAUGUGGUUGCUGAGAUUCCUCGCGCCUUUCCUGCAAUCCGACGAGAUGACUCCUUCAGCAAAGUCCAUCUUCAAGGGCACAGUACGAUUGCUCAUCCUCCUCCUGCACGACUUCCCCGAAUUCCUUGUCGAAUUCUACCACACCCUCACAACCGUCAUCCCGCCCCACUGCACCCAGAUGCGAAACAUUGUUCUCGCCGCUUUCCCGCCCACGGAAGUGCCUCUUCCGGAUCCCUACAGGCGCUUGGACCAACUCGUGCCAGAGAUGCAAAAGUUCCCUACCGUCCGAUCCGACUAUAUCGGUGCCUUGGCUGAUGGCAACGUCAAGGCUGCCAUCGAUCAGUUUGUAUCGAGUGGCGUUCCCCCUCUUCCUGCCAUCGUGGCGGAAUUGAAGAACAGGAUUGCUGUCAAGAGUCUUGGUCCUCAGGGAACUGCUACUAUCACGUGGAACCACACGUUGAUGCACGCUUCCGUCUUCUACCUCGGUACCACCGCGGUCACGCGAAAGUACCAACAGACUGGUAUCGUCGAGUUUGACGCCAAGGCGCCUGAAGUCGCCAUGUUGGCUGGAUUGGCUCACGCGUUUGACGCCGAGGGCCAAUACUACAUGAUCAAUGUCAUCUCGGACCAGUUGCGAUAUCCCUCCGCGCAUACCCUCUUCUUCAUCCACUUUAUCCUCUUCCUCUUUGGCACGAGCAUUCACCCGGAGAACUCGUCUGCCAUCCCUGAGCGAAUUGCCCGCAUUCUCCUCGAGCGAACGAUCGCCAAGCGCCCUCAUCCUUGGGGUCUGCUUGUCACGUUCAUAGAAUUGCUCGAUAAUGAGGCGUAUGGCUUCUGGAACCAGCCUUUCGUCAGGGCCCAUGACGACGUCUUUAGACUUUUCGGGGCGGUGCGCCAAAACGUAGCGGCGCUUAGAGAGCUGCAGUAAAAUGUUUAUUCUUUUCUCUCACUUUUUGGGGUCUCCUUUGCGCAUAUACAUAUUCCUGUACGAGCCCCCGGCAUUCAUCACUGAAUCUGCGUAUCUCUCCUAUCUCUACUUUCUCCGUUUAUACCGUUCUCUAUUCUCGAAUCAAUGUUUGUCCUACUAGUAGAACCCAAUUUCUCUCCCCAUUUAGCCAUUUGAAUAUAUAUAUCAUGGGUCUUGGUUCAGUACAUACAACAAUUUCCUCUCAUCUGUAGCAUCUAUCAUACCGGCGGAACACCAACGUUAGUAGAAUAGAUGAAUAAGAAAUGCAUCGACAAGUGACGACUCUGU
Messenger RNA from Cryptococcus amylolentus CBS 6039, 6418 nucleotides. RefSeq lists its product as hypothetical. Gene Ontology annotation, molecular function: molecular adaptor activity. The record is from RefSeq and is a predicted model, not a curated record. Gene Ontology annotation, cellular component: P-body; CCR4-NOT core complex. The transcript is spliced from 7 exons. Bases 146 to 6091 code for a protein of 1981 amino acids. NCBI's taxonomy places the organism in Eukaryota, Fungi, Basidiomycota, Tremellomycetes, Tremellales, Cryptococcaceae. Gene Ontology annotation, biological process: nuclear-transcribed mRNA catabolic process, deadenylation-dependent decay.